AUGCUCGCGGCGAUGGCCAACACCUUAAUGGUGUUCACGGUCUCGUGCCUGUUCUGGAUUGGAUCAGCAUCGGAACCUGUGGUGUAUUGGGAGUUACACCCAGGGGAACGUUACGGACUCGUAUCAAAGGAGAUCUCCGCUGACUUUGAGAAAUGUGAGAACAUAUGCGCCAAGGACGAUCCUUCUUUGCCGUGUAAAGCCUUCAACUACAGGGAGUCGGAUGGCACCUGUCAGCUGGUGUACAAAGACGGGGUCCAGCUCGUGCCAGCCGACGAUUUCCAAGCGUUUGUCAAAUUUUCCUGCCUUGAGGAGGACUCGAAAAUGAAAAAGAGAUCCCUAGAUGAGCAACGUCGUGAAAAGUCAAGUCUCAGAAUGCACGAAGGAGAACUUGAAUCGUUGAAGGGGUUCCACGGACGGAAAAGCCUUGCAAAAGGCGCCAAGUUCAUGAAGUGCACGAAGUGUCAAGUUCACGACGUUCUCGAAGGGGAAAUAGCCUGUCCUUUGCCCAGCAAGAGUUCCCUCCAUGUUGCUUUCCGUGGUGUGCUCCUUGUCGCUCUCCGUGGUGUGCUCCUAGAUGCUCUCCGUGGUGACGAGGAUCAACAAAAGGCACUACAACAAGACCUUCCGGAGCCACCACAGGCAAAGAAACCCAAGGCACCAUAA
Messenger RNA from Darwinula stevensoni, 663 nucleotides. NCBI's taxonomy places the organism in Eukaryota, Metazoa, Arthropoda, Ostracoda, Podocopida, Darwinulidae. The record is from the annotation of a GenBank genome assembly.